AUGAGAGCCUACGUUUAUGACGACAAGAGCAACGCUGACCAAAGAGCUCCUCAUGACACUGGCAUAAAAAAGACACAAGACGACCUUGCAAAGAUUGGUAUCUUGUAUUGGAGAAUUGACGGACCUGAUUCACUUGAUAGAUUAGACGAAAUUGCAAAGAGAAGACACUAUAAGCACAGAGAUACUAUCGAGGUUUCUCCUUCUGCUUUUGGUUCUCUUUAUGAAGAAAAGCUCAAGCAAUUCUUUAGCGAACAUCUUCAUGAAGACGAAGAAAUCCGAUACAUCUUGGAUGGCUCAGGUUAUUUUGAUGUUCGUGACGAAGAGGAUGUUUGGAUCAGAAUUGCCAUGGAAAAGGGCGACAUGAUUAUUUUGCCACCUGGUAUCUAUCACCGUUUUACUACCGAUGAAAAUGAUUUUAUUCAAGCAUUGAGAUUAUUUAAAGAUGAUCCUGUUUGGACACCCAUUAACCGUCCACUUGCUGACGAUAACAAAUACCGCGUAGAAUAUCUCAAGACAUACAACAUUACUGCCUAA
Rhizopus microsporus ATCC 52813 is the source of this 534-nucleotide messenger RNA. RefSeq names its product Acireductone dioxygenase. The transcript has 5 exons. The record is from RefSeq and is a predicted model, not a curated record. Gene Ontology annotation, molecular function: acireductone dioxygenase [iron(II)-requiring] activity. The coding region runs from base 1 to 534 and encodes 177 amino acids. NCBI's taxonomy places the organism in Eukaryota, Fungi, Mucoromycota, Mucoromycetes, Mucorales, Rhizopodaceae.